UCCUUUUACACCUGUUGUUGUGGAAACGACCGAGAGCUAAGGUGGAGCUUCAAACCCAACCGCAGCUGUCCAUAAUUAGCACUAAUUAAUCUAUUAUAGCCUGCUGCUAAAGAGCGCGAGUCGAAACCAUGGCGCAAUAUAGAGCCUCGGAAUCCAAACGAGAGCGUUUUAGAAGAUACCUAGAGCGAUCUGGUCUCCUUGACAACCUCACCAGUGUAUUGGUAGAACUUUAUGAAGAAUCGGACAAACCCGAUAACCCCUUGGACUUUAUAAAGACGCACCUCGGCGCAGCGGGUUCUAAUCCAGCGGUCACCAGCGACCUCCAGCAGGAACUGGCUGAACUACAGCAGAGAUGUGACCAGCUCCUGGAGGAGAACAAAGCACUUAAAAACAAGCUUUUGCAGUAUGAACCAACGCCUGAAGGGGGAGCAGCGGAGUAAAGAGUGUUUCCCCACCCAAGAAGGAACGACGGACACUUAAUCUCUUUGUUUGUUUUUGGAAAUAUGUAAAUUCCUAUUACCCGGUGACAGGUGUAUAGUAACGUCACCCAUUUCAUUUCUGUUGGACUGAAGUGUCAAGUUUACUUUGUGUGGCGCUGAACCAAAUGGUCUGGCAGCGUCCUGCGUCAUCAGUUUGUCGGUUUUCUGAACCGAUGUAUAAACCUUUAGACUGUUUAACAACUCGGCCACUGACUUAAAAUAACGAACAAAUACACGAAUGGCCAAAUUACCUUAUUUUUUUUAAAACGUUUAAUUUAAAGAUGUUAGAAAGUUUGUGUAAAAGAUCAAUGGCAGUUAAUUUUUAUAAAAGGCAAACGAUAAAUUACAAAUCUCUUCCCACAAGCUUGACAAAUGGAAUUAAUUGCAAAUUAAAAGAUACAAAUUUUAAGCAUGAUAAAUGCUUAA
Molecule: messenger RNA, 905 nt
Organism: Lampris incognitus (smalleye Pacific opah)
Lineage: Eukaryota; Metazoa; Chordata; Actinopteri; Lampriformes; Lampridae
Product: c-Myc-binding protein-like
Exons: 5
Coding region: 129-440 (103 amino acids)
Biological process (GO): regulation of DNA-templated transcription
Cellular component (GO): nucleus
Molecular function (GO): transcription coactivator activity
Source: RefSeq, a predicted model, not a curated record